Molecule: messenger RNA, 985 nt
Organism: Aphanomyces astaci
Lineage: Eukaryota; Oomycota; Saprolegniomycetes; Saprolegniales; Verrucalvaceae
Exons: 3
Coding region: 45-941 (298 amino acids)
Biological process (GO): protein folding in endoplasmic reticulum
Cellular component (GO): EMC complex
Molecular function (GO): protein binding
Source: RefSeq, a predicted model, not a curated record
GUCCUUGUCAUUUUCCCCUCGCCACAGCCUCAAAGGAAGCACGCAUGGACCUAUACACUGCCAAGGUCGAAGCGGCGGCGUCCGGUGACCGAAAGAGUUGCGUGGACUUGUUGGAGUACGUGCGAAAGGAGAAGAUCCGCGUCCCAGAGAUUUCCUUGAAGGUGGGCAAGAAGCUGAUUGCCGACGGCGGGCUCCCGUCGGAUGUGUUGUACACUGUCUACGAGCAAACCAUCCUCGCCGCCCUGGACUUGAACGACCUGGACGUGGUCAACAGCUUCAUCCCAGUGCUCAAAAGCCGCUUCCCAGACAGCUCUCGCGUCUUGCGUCUCGAGCUGAUGGUGCUGGAGGCGAACGGCAAGUACUCGCAAGCCGACGCGUUCUACCGUGACAUGCUGCAGAAGAACCCUUCUAACAUGCUCAUCGUGAAGCGUCAAGUGGCCAUCUUGAAAGCCCAAGGCAAGAUCGACGAAGCCAUCGAGCAGCUCAACAAGCUUCUCAAGAAUUUCCAGACGGACGCCGGCGCGUGGAGCGAGUUGGCCGACCUGUACUUGACUGUAGGCAACUACACCAAGGCGGCGUUCUGCUUCGAGGAGCUCAUCUUGACCAACCCAUUGAACGCGUUCUUCCACGAACGCCUGGCCGAGAUCUACAUCACCAUCGGCGGCUACGACAACCUCAAGGUCGCGCGAAAGCACUUGGCACACUCGCUGGAGCUCAACGACACCAACAACGCCCGCGCUCUCAUGGCGCUGGUUGUGUGUACGUCGACGCUGGCUACCCUCAAGACCAAAGCGGAUAAGGACGACAGGGAGCUGAACCAGCGACUGCACCAGUUUGCCCUGACCAAACUGAAAGGAUCGUACAAUGCCCAAGCCAACUCCGACGUAACUAGCGUGGUGGAACAAGUGCUGGAUUCGACCAAGGAAGCGUUUGAAGAGUAGUACAAAUAAUAUCAACAUAUUAACGAAAUAUGCGUCACAAUUGC